AUGUCUACUGAACUAGAUUUGUCGAUUAAAUCAUACUUUGAGAGUACGUCCGCCUUAGAUUGGUCGCAUUUGAGUUUUUUAAAGUCUUUAAAGCCUUAUUGCGUCUCGGAAGAAUACUCAUUGGACGAUCUAAAAUCCGUAUGGAGGAAGCGAUAUCUAACCUUUCUAAAUGAACUUCUUAUGGAGGAAGAAAAGCAUGAUAAUGGUAUCAAAGAGCGUGUAGUUUUUCUGAUUCAACAGAAGGGGUGUCGUCCUCUUUGUGGCAUGGGGUGUCGUUCCUCAGCAUUGUAUUUCACGAUCUUCUCUGCUGUUGCACGGCCUAAAGGGGGUGUCGUCCUCCUCGAGAAGCGUCCAUCUGAAGAAGAAAACUUUUGGAAAAGUGUCAAGACUGAAAAAGAUCUAAUGGCAAAGGAGGAUAUUUUUGAUAAACAAUCGCAGAUUGACGCAUUGAAUGUGCUUGAGGCUACUCUUAAUCAAAAAACCGAAGAGUAUGUUGAUAGAGUUAAUUCACGCUUGUCAAAACGAACUAAGAUGGCAAAAGGAGAAAUGGAUAUGUCACUUGGACAUAAGCGAUCAUACGAUGAAGAAUUACCAUCAACUUCAUCAAAACAGGUCAGGACUCAGGAUAUAACUCAAUUAUUAGUCCGCAAGAUCUUCAUCUCAUCCUUUCAUCCUUUCAGGUGCAUACAGAUCAGUACUUACGAAAACAAAGAAGAUGUUACUCAAGAGGAUACGUUAAGCUCUGUUGCUGAAACGGACUAUUAUAUUAUUGAUUUGGGAGAUGAGGAAACACUAAAUCAGGUUCACGAACUUUUGAGCGACUAUGAAUUGAAUUCUUUGUCUGAAAGGUUAAGAUUGACGGAUGAGAUGAAUAUUUGUGACGAUGGUGAUAUAGAAAGUGAAAAUAAAGACAUAACCGAUGAAAAAGACAGCGAAGAGUUUGCAAAAAUGAAGGGGAAAGUUCAUCAAUUAGACAGCCAAUCCGAAAAACUUCAUUAUCUAUCUAACACCUUUCCUAUACCAGUAGAGAGUUAUGAUCAAUCAGAAAUGCCCGAUAUUUUUGUUAUUAAGAGCGUCUCUAGUCACCUUGAUACAAUCACAAAAAUGAAUGGUAUUAUGAAGAAUACUCCCGAACGCACGUGGACAGCUCACGUAAUAGCGUAUCUGUUUUUUGUUACAUUUUGCUUUAUCGACUCAUUACGGUAUUUCUCAUGUGAACGAGACAUUUCUACCAAGGUCGAUGCUCAAAAUAACGGGUAUAAAGCUGAUGGUGUCUUAGAGUUCUUUGAGCGUCCAAGGCAAAUCCCGUUAUUUUUGCUUGAGGUGUCAGAAGGUCCCAAUAAUCCCGACCCAGAUAAAAUUAAUGGAGAUAGAAAGAAGCUGAUGAACGAGGGUAUUUUUGCCCUUAAUAAAUUUAUGGUGAGUACCGAAUUACCAGGAUGGAAAGUGUGUGAAACAUUGGGUGUUUUCCUGGCCCAGGGAUUUGCCGAUAAAGUUGAAAUCGGACAAUUAAUAUUUAUUGGGCCCGGCUUGUACCUUUUCUCGCCAUUUACAACUCCAGCCCUUACCAUUCCAACUUCCAACACCAGUCUAGGACAUGUACCUAGACUAAUCCGAACACUCUUGUGUUUACGAUACAAUAUUAUCGAAAAGAUUGAGAAAUUUAAAGAACUUGAAAAGGAAGGACAGCAACGUAUUGCGAAGCCUACUAGAACAAAGUAUGCAACCGGGUUUACACCAGGACGAUCUAGAUAUUAA
This is a messenger RNA of Funneliformis caledonium, 1758 nucleotides long. The record is from the annotation of a GenBank genome assembly. NCBI's taxonomy places the organism in Eukaryota, Fungi, Glomeromycota, Glomeromycetes, Glomerales, Glomeraceae.